Messenger RNA from Aegilops tauschii subsp. strangulata, 1239 nucleotides. Its product is annotated as 11-beta-hydroxysteroid dehydrogenase 1A-like. The record is from RefSeq and is a predicted model, not a curated record. Gene Ontology annotation, molecular function: oxidoreductase activity. Gene Ontology annotation, cellular component: cytosol. NCBI's taxonomy places the organism in Eukaryota, Viridiplantae, Streptophyta, Magnoliopsida, Poales, Poaceae.
ACACACUGCAAAAUCCACCUGUCGGCAAGGACGCCGAUGACGAUGCUGAUGGGCAGGUUGGCCGGCGUAGCGCUGGAGCUGGCUCUCGCCGCGCUGCUCCUGCUCUUCCUCCCGCCCUACUACGUCUACAGGUUCACCGCCUCCUUCCUCGGCUCCGUCUUCCCCGACAACGUCUCCGGCAAGGUCGUCCUCAUCACCGGCGCCUCCUCCGGCAUAGGCGAGCACCUGGCGUAUGAGUACGCGAAGAGAGGAGCCAACCUGGCGCUCGUGGCGAGAAGGGAGGCGAGCCUCCGGGAGGUCGCCGACAACGCGUCGGCGCUCGGCUCACCCAGCGUCCUUGUCUUGCCGGCUGACGUCUCCAAGCCCGACGACUGCCUAAAGUUCAUCGACGACACGGUUGCCUACUUCGGAAGAUUGGACCACUUGGUGAACAACGCGUCGAUUUGGCAGGUCUGCAAGUUCGAAGAGGUGGAGGACGUGAGCUACUUCAGAACACUGAUGGACAUCAACUUCUGGGGUCAUGUGUACCCAACUCGCUAUGCCAUUCCUCACCUGAAGAAAACCCAUGGCCGGAUCGUUGGUGUCACCUCCAACUCCUCCUACAUAUUCAUCGGAAGGAACACCUUCUACAAUGCGAGCAAAGCAGCGGCGCUAAAUUUUUACAACACGCUCCGGAUGGAGCUUGGCGGGGACGUCCGCAUUACAGAGAUCGUCCCAGGGGUGGUCGAGUCAGAGAUCACAAAGGGGAAGAUGCUCACCAAGGAAGGAGAGAUGAAAGUUGACCAAGACGAAAGAGAUGCGAUCCUUGGGCCAACACCGGCAGAGCCUGUCGCCGCUUUCGCAAAGACGGCGGUGAAGGAUGUGUGCCGGGGGGAGAGGUACGUGUUCGAGCCGAGGUGGUACUUGGCGGUGUACCUGUUCAGGGUCUGCUUCCCAGAGAUCCUGGCCUGGAGCUCCCGGCUCCUGACCGUGAAGACACUGGGGCGCCCUGCAACGACCGACACUGUGGGAAGACAGAUCCUCGACAUGCCCGGGGUGCGCUGGUUCACCCAAACGGCCUCGCUGCGGUCGCCGGAGAUUCAGGCCAGGUGAAAGUAGCUGGAUCGGCCCGUUGUGAUGUAGGAAGCCCACUACGAGGUCUGGUAGUAGUAAGAUGAAGCUUUGUCGAACUAAAACGUGCUUGUGUACUAGUAUGUCCAUGGUCCGUAAUAAUUGAGAGUGGAAAAGAACAUUACAGUA